AGGGCUUCCUGGGAUGUCCCCUUAUCUCACCCAGCAGACAGCUCCGCACACGCCCCCCGGCUGCGCCCUCAUUCCGCCAUUCCAGCCAGCACCACCAUUGUCGGAGCCAUGAGACCCCAGCGGCUCCAGCAUCCCUCUCCCGGGGGCUCCCUGGCGCGGCUGCUGCUUCUCCUGGCGCUGCCAGGGGCUGCGCAGGGCUCGUUUGAGGUAAGCGUUUCGCCGGAAGCUGCCAUGGUGGAGCACGGAGGGUCUGUCUGGAUAAACUGCAGCACCACGUGCCAGAAUCCUGCUGCCAACGGCAGCCUGGAGACCUCGCUCACCAAAGCCGAUAGUAAAAGAGGACCUGGGUGGGCGGCCUUUCUCCUCGUCGCUAUCACGGAGUGGGUGUCGGCCCCUCAGUGCUACUUCACCUGCGAUGGAGAUACGAAGGUGGCGGCUGCAAACAUCUCCUCUUACCGGGUGCCGGAGCGGGUGGUGCUGGAGCCACUCCCCGAGAUGGAGCUGGGUCGGGCCUAUAACCUGACGUGCUGGGUUCUGAACGUGGCUCCCGUCACGCACCUCACCGUGACCCUCCGCCAGGGGGGACGGACCCUGCACAUGGAGACCUUCCAGAACCAUACUGGGAUCGGACCCAACGACAUCCCAGUGACCCAUGAGAUCACCCCUCGGCGCUGGGACCAUGGGCAGGAGAUCACCUGCCACGCAGCCCUGGACCUGAUGCCACACGGGCCCCACUUUGAAAACAGCUCCUCUGUGGUGGAGCUCCAGGAGGCCGGGGCUGCAGAACAAUCCUUUAACGUGAGCCUUUGGCCAGAAGACUCCGUGGUGGAGCAUGGAGGCUCCAUCUGGUUAAACUGCAGCCACACGUGCCGGGAUCCUAGUGCCAGGGGUGGCCUUGAGACCUCGCUCACCAAAGCCCAAAAUAAAAGUGGGCCCGGAUGGAUGGCCCAAGAGCUGGUUGAUAUCCAGGAGUGGGUGUCGGCCCCUCAGUGCUAUUUCAACUGCUAUGGAAACGUAACCUGUGCGGUUGCCCACAUCACCACUUACCGGCCGCCAGAGUGGGUGGUGCUGGAGCCGCUCCCAGAGAUGGAGCUGGGCCAGGUCUAUAACCUGACGUGCCGAGUUCUGAACGUGGCUCCCGUCACGCACCUCAGCGUGACCCUCCGCCAGGGGGGACGGACCCUGCACACGGAGACCUUCCAGAACCACACCGGGACCGGACCCGACGACGUCACAGUGACCCACGAGAUCAUCCCUCAGCGACGGGACCACGGGCAGGAGGUCACCUGCCACACAGCCCUGGACCUGAGGCUGCAAGGGCAGUUUUUCCAAAACUCCCCUGCAGUGGAGCUCAGGGUUUUUGAUCUCCCAGAGGAGCCCCAGCUCCUAACCUCCCUCUAUAUCGAGGUGGGCACCAGGGCACCCGCCCGCUGUCGGGUAGCCGGGGUCUUCCCCAGUGCAGGAGAGGCCCGGUUCACCCUGUCCUUUGGCGGGGAGAGCCUGAACUUCACCGUCGCCACGUCGGGCGACACGGCCACCGCCCAGGGCGAGGUUUGGUCCCAGUUCCCAGGACAGCGCGAGCUGAACUGCACCGUGACCAUGGGGCCCGUGUCCAGAUCCGCAGGGCAGAGCGUUCGCAUUUACCGUUUCCCUCAGCCCGUCCUGCAGAUCGACCAGCCACAGGCCCUUGUGAACAGGAACGUGAGCGUCACGUGCAGUGCCCCUGCCUCCCAGCCCCCCGGCACUACCCUACAGCUCAGAGACUCCGAGCGAACCCUGGCGUCCGGGCCCCAACCCCGCCUGCAGCUCACGCUGACCACCCACAAGGGAGACAACGGGAGACAAUUCACGUGUGAAGGGAACCUCACUCUGGGCAGCCAUUCCCUCGUAAAGAACAUGUCCGCUCAGCUCAUCGUCCUCUACCAGCCUACACUGGACGAGUCUGGCUGCCCAAGUCACCGGACGUGGCUCGAGGGGACCCUGCAGCAGCUGGCCUGUGAAGCUGACGGAAACCCGACGCCGGAGGUCUCCUGCAGCAAGGACAGCCAGGUGUACGGCACCAGCGGCGUGCAGAACGUCACGAGAGGCCACGCGGGCAUCUAUCGCUGCAGCGCUGCCAAUGCGCACGGGACGGCCGGCAGGAACGUGACCAUCCACGUCGAAUACAAGCCCACCAUGGACGAGUCCAGCUGCCCCAGUACCCAGGCGUGGCUGAAGGGGACCCUGCACACCCUGGCCUGUGAGGCGGAUGGGAUCCCCGUCCCUCGCGUCCCGUGCACCAAGGAGGGAGCAGCUGACGAGUUUGGCGGCGAGCGGAACGUGAGCAGGAAUGACUCUGGCACCUACCACUGCACGGCCACGAACCGCCUCGGGUCAAUGAGCAGGAGGGUCACCGUGCAGGUGGAAUACAGGCCCAUCAUCCUGCUCCUGGCCGUCAGCCCUUCUGACACAGUCCCACGUGGCACCAACUUCAACAUCAGCUGCCGUGCCGAGGGCUCCCCGGCGCCCGCCUACCGCUGGACCGUGCCCCCGGCCCCCAACGUCCACUGCUCGGCCGAUAACAGCACCGUGAGCGUGGCCGGCGCUGACCGGCACAAUCGUGGCAUUUACAUCUGCAGAGUCUCCAAUGCUCACGGGCAGCACCUGGGCCAGGUCCGAAUCCAGGUGACAGAUCACAGACUCAUCAUCGCCGCCCUGAUCGCGGGGGCAGCCGUGCUGCUGCUGGGUGGGACGGCCGGGCUCGUCUAUUACCUCAAAUCCACCGCCUGCAGGAAAGGCGAGUACAACGUGCAGGACGCCGAGAGCUCCUCCAAAGCCACCUGCCUCGGCCCCGACAGUGCCGUCUAUGGGAUACAGCUCACCCAGACCUGAGCCGGCCAGAGCCACCCAUGCAAGGGCUGCUGGAGGGAACCCAGCAGUGCGUCCCUGCGGCCGGGGGGCUGGCUGGUUUGGUUGGUUGUUCGUUGUUGCAUCCGUCCUCCGGUCACUUUGGAAGCUCCUGCCAAGCUGUGUUCUCUGUCCAAACCCGGCCUGUCUCCGUCCAACCACCUCCGCAUGCAGCUUCUGUCCCUGGAUCUUUCUGGCUUCGGAUCUGCUCCUCCCUUUUUCCCUUCCACAGCCCUGCCCCGUGGCCCUGGUGGAACUUCGGGUACUUUGCCUUAAAUAUGGGAAAUGGGUCAUGAGCUGGCCCCGACCAGGCCAUGAUUGUACUGGAGCGCGCAGGGUGCAGGGGUGCCUAACCCAGUGCCUGGGUGGACUGGCACAGGCAGGGGACAAUGGGUAUGUGACCUGCUGGGAUCUGAACAUCUAGGUCCCAGAUUCCAACCCAGGGGGAGGCAGGAGCCACCAAGCACAGUCAGGGGCCUGCGGGGAAAUGAGUGAGCUGGGUCUCUGUCCCUGUGCUGGCAGGAAUGGGCCAGUCUGUCCUCAGAUAUAAGAACAUACGAACAGCCAGACUGGGUCAGACCAAAUGUCCAUCUAGCCCAGGAUCCUGUCUGCCGCCAUGGCCAAUGCCACGUG
Molecule: messenger RNA, 3519 nt
Organism: Gopherus evgoodei (Goodes thornscrub tortoise)
Lineage: Eukaryota; Metazoa; Chordata; Testudines; Testudinidae
Gene: ICAM5
Product: intercellular adhesion molecule 5
Exons: 12
Coding region: 109-2871 (920 amino acids)
Biological process (GO): cell-cell adhesion
Cellular component (GO): membrane
Molecular function (GO): integrin binding
Source: RefSeq, a predicted model, not a curated record